Molecule: messenger RNA, 3029 nt
Organism: Drosophila obscura
Lineage: Eukaryota; Metazoa; Arthropoda; Insecta; Diptera; Drosophilidae
Gene: pug
Product: C-1-tetrahydrofolate synthase, cytoplasmic
Exons: 7
Coding region: 16-2925 (969 amino acids)
Biological process (GO): tetrahydrofolate interconversion; mitochondrial respiratory chain complex III assembly
Cellular component (GO): mitochondrial matrix; cytosol
Molecular function (GO): formate-tetrahydrofolate ligase activity; methenyltetrahydrofolate cyclohydrolase activity; methylenetetrahydrofolate dehydrogenase (NADP+) activity
Source: RefSeq, a predicted model, not a curated record
AAUUUGUUUAAAAACAUGUCGGCACAAUACCAAAAGUUCCUGAAAGUACUUGAAAAGUGGCCCGCGGAUAAGUCAAAAAUCGGCAGCGGCACCUGGCAAGACGAGCCGGCUAGGAAGAUGAGCAACGAGGCCAAGAUAAUAUCGGGCACGGCAGUGGCCAAAAAUAUACGCGAGGAGCUGCGCAGCGAGGUGACCUCCAUGACGAGGCUGCUGCCAAAGUUCACGCCUGGCUUGAGGAUCGUUCAGGUGGGCGGACGCGAGGACUCCAAUGUGUACAUUCGCAUGAAGAUCAAGGCGGCCACGGAGAUUGGCAUCGAAGCGGUCCACGUACAGCUGCCGCGCACCAUCACCGAAGUGGAGCUGCUCGAUAAGAUCAACGACCUGAACGACGAUUCCCGAGUGCAUGGUAUCAUCGUGCAGAUGCCACUGGACUGCGAUUCCCCCAUCGAUUCGCAUCGCAUCACGGAUGCCGUUGCGCCCGCGAAGGAUGUGGAUGGCCUGCACACCGUGAACGAGGGUCGCCUGGCCAUCGGGGAUCUUGGUGGCUUCCUGCCCUGCACUCCCUGGGGCUGCAUCGAGCUCAUCCGUCGCGCAGGCGUCGAGAUCUCUGGCGCCAGAGCCGUCGUUCUGGGUCGCAGCAAAAUCGUGGGCACUCCUGCCGCCGAGCUGCUGAAGUGGGCCCAUGCCACGGUGACGGUGUGCCACUCGAAGACGCGCAAUAUCGAGGAGAUCACACGGAGCGCAGACAUCCUGGUGGUGGGCAUUGGCGUGGCCGAGAUGGUCAAGGGAUCGUGGAUAAAGCCCGGUGCGGUGGUCAUCGAUUGUGGCAUUAAUGUGAAGCCAGAUCCUUCGAAGGCGAGCGGCAGUCGUCUGGUGGGCGACGUGGACUACGAGGAGGCCAAGAAGGUUGCUGGACACAUCACGCCCGUGCCUGGUGGCGUGGGACCCAUGACCGUGGCCAUGCUGAUGAAGAACACCGUCCGUUCGGCGGCCAAGGCUCUCGACCGCCAGCUACGCACCCAAUGGACCCUGGAGCCGCUGCCAUUGAAGCCCCUGCGGCCGGUGCCAAGUGACAUUGUGAUUGCGCGCGGACAGAAGCCCAAGGACAUUGCAUUGCUGGCCACGGAGAUCGGCCUGGAGCCGCGCGAGGUGUCGCUGUAUGGCAACAAGAAGGCCAAAAUCUCGCUGUCGGUGCUCGAGCGUCUGGCGGACAAGCAGGCGGGCCACUAUGUGGUGGUGGCUGGGAUCACACCCACACCUUUGGGUGAGGGCAAGAGCACCUCGUUGAUGGGCCUCGUCCAGGCACUGGGCGCCCAUAAGAAGAGGAAUGUGAUCGCUGCCUUGCGACAGCCGUCGCAGGGACCCACCUUUGGCAUCAAGGGUGGAGCCGCGGGCGGUGGCUACGCCCAGGUCAUACCCAUGGAGGAGUUCAAUCUCCAUUUGACGGGCGACAUUCACGCCGUUGCGGCGGCCAAUAAUCUGCUGGCCGCACAGCUGGACACGCGCAUCUUCCACGAGUGCACGCAGAAGGACAAGGCGCUGUACGAGCGCCUCGUGCCGCGCGUCAAGGGCGAGCGCAAGUUCAGUCCCAUCCAGCUGCGUCGCCUGAAGCGUCUGGGCAUUGAGAAGACCGAUCCGGAUGCGUUGACAGAGCAGGAGUACGGCGCCUUUGCCCGCCUGGACAUCGAUCCCGAGACGAUCAUGUGGGAGCGCGUGGUGGACAUCAACGAUCGGUAUCUGCGCUCCAUAACGGUGGGCCAGUCGCCCACGGAGAAGGGCAUCACGCGGGAGACGCGCUUCUCCAUUGCGGUGGCCAGCGAGAUCAUGGCCGUGCUGGCGCUCUCCCGCUGCCUGAAGGACAUGAAGCAGCGGCUGGCCGACAUGGUCGUAGCCUUCGACAGAGCCGGCAAACCGGUGACCGCCGAUGAUCUGGGCGUGACCGGUGCUCUGGCCGUGCUCUUGAAGGACGCCCUGGAGCCGAAUCUAAUGCAGAGUCUGGAGGGUACUCCGGUGCUGGUGCAUGCCGGACCAUUUGCCAACAUCGCCCAUGGCUGCAACUCCAUCAUUGCGGACGAGAUUGGCCUCAAGCUGGUCGGCAAGGAUGGGUUCGUGUGCACGGAGGCCGGCUUCGGCUCGGACAUUGGCAUGGAGAAGUUCUGCAACAUCAAGUGCCGCACCUCUGGCCGGAAGCCGAAUGCCAUGGUCCUUGUGACCACCGUGCGGGCCAUCAAAAUGCAUGGCGGCGGUGCAGCCGUCACACCUGGGGCGCCGCUGAACAAGCAGUACACCGAGGAGAAUCUGGAGCUGCUGGAGAAGGGUCUGCCCAAUCUGCUGCAGCAUAUCGCCAAUGGCCAGGCCUUCGGCAUGCCCGUGGUUGUCUGCAUCAAUGUCCAUGUCAGCGAUACCCAGGCGGAGCAUGAGCUCCUCCAGAAGGCCGCCCUGCAGGCGGGCGCCUUUGCUGCCGUUGUGUCCACCCAUUGGUCGGAUGGUGGCGCCGGUGCCGUGGAGCUCGCGGAGGCUGUCAUCAAGGCCUGCGAAAGGGGCAACAACUUCAAGCUGCUGUACGAUCUGAAACUGCCGCUGCUGGACAAGAUGACGAAGAUUGCGACGACCAUGUAUGGUGCCGGCAAGGUGGUGCUCUCGGCAUCCGCCCAAGAGAAGGUCAAGCGAUUGACAGAGGCGGGCUUUGGCAACCUUCCCAUUUGCAUGUCCAAGACCUCGGGCUCUCUGAGCGGUGAUGCCAAAAUCAAGGGCGCCCCCAAGGGUUUCACACUGGACGUGGAGGAUGUCUAUGUCUCGGCGGGAGCUGGCUUUGUGGUGGCCAUGUGCGGAGAGAUUACCAAAAUGCCAGGACUGUCCACGCGCCCGGCCAUCUAUGACAUUGACCUGAACACGGAGACGGGACAAAUCGAGGGUCUCUUCUAGCUGCGGAGAACUCUGCCAAAAUCCAAGACAAAGGAUGUACGCCUGGAUCCUGCCUGUUCGUUUUGCAUUUAACUAUAAAAAUUCCAAGUUUUUAAACUGUAAAA